Molecule: messenger RNA, 3087 nt
Organism: Prorocentrum cordatum
Lineage: Eukaryota; Dinophyceae; Prorocentrales; Prorocentraceae
Source: the annotation of a GenBank genome assembly
AUGAGCGGAGGCACCGGCGGCGGUGUCGGCGGCCACGGCGAGUGGGCGGAUGCGCGUCGGGGCGAGGGAGAGGUCCUGGCCGGCGUGCGCGAGCUCCUCCAGGGCCAGCGCCGCCUGGAGCAGCUGCUGGCCGGCCUCGGGGCGGGCGCGGAGGUGGCCGCCAGCGGAGGCCCCGGCCGAGCGGGUGCAGACGUCGAGGCCGGCGGUGGGCCCCGCCCCGGGGCCCCCGCGGCCGAGCGCGGGCUUCCUCGAGGAGGCGCGGGCGAGAGGUCGGAGGCCAAGCUGGCGCUCUGCGGGGCGCCGUCGCCCUGCCUCCUGGGCGACGUCGGCUCCUGGCGGGAGGAGGCCUCGGAGGGCGCCCCCGAGGGGGCGCGGCUGUGGCUGGAGCGCGCCGACGUGCGGGAGGAGCUGGCGACCUGCGGCUCGGGGGAGCAGCUCGCCAAGGAGUGCCACAUCACGCGCACGGCGUCGCUCUCGCGCACGGGCCGCGUGGUCAGGUCUCAGUCCGUCCGCAGGUUCAGCCUCGCGUCGCCGAGGUCUCGAGGACUGCGGUCGAGGUGCAGCGGGCUUUGCCAUGGCGCUGUGCUGUCCCCAGCUGGCCAGAUGCGGGCGUGGCUCGACGUCGUGAGCUUAGCCGUGCUUGCGUACAACGUGUUAUCCAUCCCAUACAUGGUCUCGUUUCCAGUGGACACCGGAGCAGGCCUCUUGGGGACACUGGAGUUCGUUUCGGCCGUAUUCUGGUCGGUCGAUCUGCUGAUGAACUUCAGGACUGGAUUUUACCAGAAUGGAGAGCUCCACAUGCAGCCAGGGAAGAUCGCUAGACACUACCUGUCAAGCAGCUUCCUCCUGGACCUCGUCACGCUCCUGGUGGACGUCGUGGCUAUCGUCUUGCAGUCGCUUCAGACCGACGUCUCCAGGGCGCAACCCUUGUCGUUCAUCCGUAUAUUCAAGAUCGGGCGCAUUGCUCGGCUCAUGGGGGUGAUGCGGAUGCGGAACCUCAGCGGCAUCCUCGAUCGAUUGGGGCACUCCAGCGGCGCCGUGUUCAUCAGGGCUCUCUCCAGACCUCUCGUCAACAUCUGCGGGACCGCGGCUCUGUUGAUAUGGAUCAACCACACGAUCGCCUGCUUCUGGUGCCUUCUGGGGCGGGAGGGCGGGCCGGGGCCUUCUUGGUCCGACACGGGCUUCACCUGGAUGGACCUGCGGAGCGGUGCGCAAGGCGAAAUUUACGGCCACUAUGGUCAUUUCUACCAGUACACCACCGCGUGGCACUGGUCCUUGACUCAAAUGACGCCUGGGUCGAUGCAGGUCGUCCCCGUAAACAGUGCGGAGAGGAUUUUCAACAUCGUUUGCCUCAUGGGCGGCCUUCUGGUCUUCUCCACUCUGGUCUCAACGAUCUCGGCGAACGCCGCGCAGCUGAAGAUCGACAUGCAGCGGCACAGCCGGGAGAUGGCGAAGGUAGUUCAGUUUCUGCACAGAUCGCACAUCAAUCCAAACAUCAGGAUGCAGGUGUGCAAGCAGGUGAAGGUGAAGUUGAUGCAGCUGCGCCCUGAUGUAGUCAAGGACUUGGAGGUGCUUGACAUGCUCCCCCUGACCCUGCGCCACACUCUCCAGCUAGAGCUCUGCAAUCCGCACCUCCUCGAGCACCCGCUGCUCAACUUCCUCUCCCAUGCCGACAGCGCGAUGUGGGAGGAGACCUGCAUGACGUGUGCGCACUUCUCGGUGCUGAUGAGCGGUGAUCAUCUAUUCGUAUUCGGGGCCAGGGCAGAAGGCAUGUACUUUGUCAUUCAAGGCUCCCUGUCUUACGACCUGGACGACAGUUUUGCCGCACAGAUGCCACAGGAGGCGAAGGCCGGGACUUGGCUCUCCGAGGCGGCGUUGUGGUGCCACUGGCGGCACAUGGGCUCUGCCGAAGCCCAGGGCCGCAGGGGCGGCUGCUGCGAGGCGCUGCUGCUGAGGACUGCCCCCCUGAUGCCGUUGCUGACCAGGAGGGGCCUGAUCGGGCAGCUCGCGUGGGCGUACGCCCGCAGCUUCCACCACUUCCUGCAGAACUCCACCCCCCCCCUCUGCGACUGGCCGAACGACCUCGUCCUGCCUUUUGGCGUGGACGAGGUCAUCGCAGCGAUGCCGAAGGAGGCGACGGCCGUCAUCGGGCAGGUGGCGAUCGACGUGCUGAUGGCGCCGCCCGAGUCACUCCUCGACAGCUGGCUCCACGCGGUGCCGCAGGGCAACAUCCAGAGGCUGGCCUCGGAGGUGAUGGACGGGGGAAGCACGCUGCUCGCGAUAGGCAGGCGGGUCAUCGUGCGCUGCGUGCCGCUGGUCGCGCUGCGGCUGCGGCACCAGGACGGGCGCAUCUUCGUCCGCAUGAAGCUCGACAGCCGGGCGGACGGCGGCCUGGAGGCGAGCUGCAAGCUGCCCGGGGGCAAGCAGGAGGCGGGCGAGAGCCCGCACGACUGCCUGCGGCGGCUGCUGCGGGGGAAGCUCCGGGCCCUGCGCGACGGCAUCGCGGUGGUCGGGGUGGAGAGGCAGAGCCAGCAGGACAACUCCCGCAAGUUCGGCGUGCCGACGAGGUACGUCCGCACGGUCGUGUUGGCAUGGUGGCAGGGGUCGGAGGGCGACACUGCGGCUCUCGGGCAGCUGAAGGUGCACACGGUGGACACCACGUUGUCGGUGGCCUCCGAGCAGCAUGGAUACGGCAGUGGUGAGGACGUUGCAUCGGAGAGUCUGGCCAAGAAGCCGAGGGCAAAGUGCGAGAAGAAGACCUCGCUGGGCAUUGGCGCCCAGGCCUUCAUGCUCCCGGAGGACGUGGGCUUCUACACCUGGCUCACGGAGGACCAGUUCGACUUUGCCAAGAGUCCCCAGGGCCAGCAGAGCCUGAUCGACUGGCUGUCGGUGCUGUACUCGACGGUCGGGCUCAAUCCCGACGUCCCGGUCGAGAAAGAUGCAUGGAAGAGGGCUUGCUUGUCCAAUGCUGGAAGCGGCAAGGGGCUUGGCGAGUACGAGCUCGGGGAAGAGCCCGGCUCACCGGCAGCCCUGAGCCGCAGAGGCGACGUGGACGAUCCGCCCACGGCCAUGAGCGACCUGGCAUAG